Messenger RNA from Numida meleagris (helmeted guineafowl), 2118 nucleotides. RefSeq names its product vascular endothelial growth factor C (gene VEGFC). Gene Ontology annotation, cellular component: membrane. Gene Ontology annotation, molecular function: growth factor activity; chemoattractant activity; vascular endothelial growth factor receptor 3 binding. Lineage: Eukaryota; Metazoa; Chordata; Aves; Galliformes; Numididae. Gene Ontology annotation, biological process: induction of positive chemotaxis; positive regulation of endothelial cell proliferation; positive regulation of angiogenesis. Bases 151 to 1704 code for a protein of 517 amino acids. The transcript is spliced from 7 exons. The record is from RefSeq and is a predicted model, not a curated record.
CGAGCGCUCCGCUCCGCGUCGCGCAGGCACCGGGCCGGGCCCCACGGGAGGGCGCCGGCUGCGAGCGGCCGCUGGGUCCCGCUUCCCUCCUUCCCCUCCCUCCUCCUCCUCUCUGCGCUUUCCACCGCUCCCGAGUGACCGCAGCCUCGGAUGUCCGGUUUCCUGGUGGGUUUUUUACCUGGCAAAGUCCGGAUAACUUCGGUGGGAAUUUGCAAAGAGGCUGGGAGAGCUGGGAGCUCCCCUGCAGGCGUCCGGGAGCUGCUGCCGCCGCCGCAUCUUCUCCAUCCCGCGGAUUUUACUGCCUUGGAUAUUGCGAGGGGUGGGAGGGGGGUGAGGACAGCGAAAGAAGGGGGGGGGGGGAAGAAAAGGAAAAGAAGGAGCCUCGGAAUUGUGCCCGCAUUCCUGCGGCUGCCCCGAGGUCCCGCUCCGCCCUGCCAUCUCUGCACAAUGCACUUGCUGGAGAUGCUCUCCCUGGGCUGCUGCCUCGCUGCUGGCGCCGUGCUCCUGGGACCCCGGCAGCCGCCCGUCGCCGCCGCCUACGAGUCCGGGCACGGCUACUACGAGGAGGAGCCCGGUGCCGGGGAGCCCAAGGCUCAUGCAAGCAAAGACCUGGAAGAGCAGUUGCGAUCUGUGUCCAGUGUGGAUGAACUCAUGACAGUACUUUACCCAGAAUACUGGAAAAUGUUCAAAUGUCAGUUGAGGAAAGGAGGUUGGCAACACAACAGGGAACACUCCAGCUCUGACACAAGAUCAGAUGAUUCACUGAAAUUUGCUGCAGCACACUAUAAUGCAGAGAUCCUGAAAAGUAUUGAUACUGAAUGGAGAAAAACUCAGUGCAUGCCACGUGAAGUGUGUGUGGAUGUGGGGAAAGAGUUUGGAGCAACUACAAACACCUUCUUUAAACCCCCGUGUGUAUCCAUCUACAGAUGUGGAGGUUGCUGCAAUAGUGAAGGACUCCAGUGUAUGAAUAUCAGCACAAAUUACAUCAGCAAGACAUUGUUUGAGAUUACAGUGCCUCUCUCUCAUGGCCCCAAACCUGUAACUGUCAGUUUUGCCAAUCACACAUCCUGCCGAUGCAUGUCUAAGUUGGAUGUUUACAGACAAGUUCAUUCUAUCAUAAGACGUUCCUUGCCAGCAACACAAACUCAGUGUCAUGUGGCAAACAAGACCUGUCCAAAAAAUCACAUCUGGAAUGAUCAAAUUUGCAGAUGCUUGGCACAGCAUGAUUUUGGUUUCUCUUCUCACCUUGGAGAGUCUGACACGUCUGAAGGAUUCCAUAUUUGUGGGCCCAACAAAGAGCUGGAUGAAGAAACCUGUCAGUGCAUCUGCAAAGGAGGUGUCCGGCCCUCAAGCUGUGGCCCUCACAAAGAAUUAGACAGGGCAUCAUGUCAGUGCAUGUGCAAAAACAAACUGCUCCCUGCUUCCUGCGGGCCCAACAAAGAAUUUGAUGAAGAAAAGUGCCAGUGUGUAUGUAAAAAGACCUGUCCCAAACAUCAGCCACUAAAUACUGCAAAAUGCAUCUGUGAAUGUAUAGAAUCUCCCAAUAAAUGCUUCUUAAAAGGAAAAAGAUUUCAUCACCAGACAUGCAGUUGUUACAGACCGCCAUGUACAGUCCGAACGAAACGCUGCGAUGCUGGAUUUUAUUUUAGUGAAGAAGUGUGCCGCUGUGUACCCACAUAUUGGAAAAGACCACUUAUGAAUUAGCGAAGAAAGCACUGCUUGCUAUUUUGGUGUACAUUUUUUCCAUUAGAACAAAAGAACAACAUAAACUUUGCAAAUACUUGGAAUUAAAUGUUCACCAGAGACCCUGUGGGGCUUUCAGAGACAGAUGCAUUGUGCUUUUCUCAAGAUGUGGAAAGCAAAUGUAAAACAUAACUGGGGUUCAUGUUUUAUAAAGGACUCAGUAAGGACUUAUUUUUUGCCAAUGACCAAACAGCCUAGGUUCUACUUCUUGUGAUUUUUUUAAAGAGAUAAUGACUAUAUAAUUUAUUUCCACUAAAACCAUUGUGCAGCAUUUGUUUAUAGCAGUAACAAUUGUUAAAGCUCACUGUGAUCAAUAUUUUUAUAUCAUGCAAAGUAUGUUUAAAAUAAAAUGGAAAUUGUAUUAUAUAACAAUGA